This is a messenger RNA of Colletotrichum karsti, 1134 nucleotides long. Its product is annotated as putative dihydrodipicolinate synthetase. The record is from RefSeq and is a predicted model, not a curated record. Lineage: Eukaryota; Fungi; Ascomycota; Sordariomycetes; Glomerellales; Glomerellaceae. Gene Ontology annotation, molecular function: 4-hydroxy-tetrahydrodipicolinate synthase activity. Bases 1 to 1134 code for a protein of 377 amino acids. The transcript has a single exon.
AUGGCUCCUCACAACGAUGCGCCUUCGCCGGCCGGCAGCUUCACAGCUGGCUUCAACAGGACCUCUUUCCGCCCGAACACCUCGUCGAACCUCAGAACCGGAAGCGAAGCUCCCGCCGAGUCGGAUUCUCCUCUAUCCAGUUCUUACGACAGCACCUCGCUCGGCGUCGAUCUCAAUGAGAACCGGCCGCUCGUCCCCGGGGUGUACGUCCCGACCAUGUGCUUCUUCGAACCUGGUACUGAGAACGUGGAUACCGACACCAUUGCCCGCCAUGCCGUGCGACUGGCCCAGGCCGGUGUUACUGGCCUCGCCACUCAGGGAUCGAACGGGGAGGCGGUCCAUCUCACGCACACUGAACGCCAGGUCGUCACGGCCACAACCCGGCAGGCGUUGAAUGACGCCGGGUUCUCGCAAAUGCCCAUCAUUGUCGGAUGCGGUAGCCAAAGCACACGCGAGACCAUCCAGUACUGCUCAGAAGCUUGGGCUGCUGGCGGGGACUACGCUCUUGUUCUCCCGCCCUCAUACUACGCCGGUCUCUUUGCGCCGUCUUCGGAAACCAUCUUUGAGUACUUCCGCGCAGUUGCGGACUCUUCUCCGAUCCCGCUCAUCAUCUACAACUUUCCAGGGGCUGUCGGUGGGCUUGACCUCAGCUCCGACGUCAUCGUCGAGUUGUCUCGGCAUCCCAACAUCGCCGGCGUCAAACUGACUUGCGGCAAUACGGGAAAGCUGAACCGUGUCGCAGCCGCCACGAGGAAGCUGGCGAAGAAUCCCGAAGCGGAAGCUCCCGAGUUCCUUGUCUUAGCGGGUUCGGCCGAUUUCUCUAUCCAGUCUCUGGUGGCUGGAGGGCAUGGCAUCCUUGCCGGAUUGGCCAAUAUUGCUCCAAAGGCUUGCAUUAGGACGAUCGAGCUCUACCAGGAAGGGAAAUACCAGGAGGCACAAGACAUGCAGGAGACUGUCUCACAGGGCGACUGGACUGCCAUUCAAGGAGGCGUUGUCGGAGUCAAGGCCGGUCUUCAAGGCUGGAUGGGCUACGGAGGUGUCGCGAGAAGCCCGUUACCAAAGCCAACGGCAGAGCAGAUGAAGAGUUGGAAGGAAGGGUUCCGAGAACUCAUACUGCUCGAAAAGUCCCUCUGA